Messenger RNA from Lolium rigidum, 503 nucleotides. RefSeq names its product probable small nuclear ribonucleoprotein F. The record is from RefSeq and is a predicted model, not a curated record. Gene Ontology annotation, molecular function: RNA binding. Gene Ontology annotation, cellular component: catalytic step 2 spliceosome; U1 snRNP. The transcript is spliced from 5 exons. Gene Ontology annotation, biological process: mRNA splicing, via spliceosome; spliceosomal snRNP assembly. NCBI's taxonomy places the organism in Eukaryota, Viridiplantae, Streptophyta, Magnoliopsida, Poales, Poaceae. Bases 62 to 322 code for a protein of 86 amino acids.
CCUCGUCUUCGUCUCCGCCUCCGACCAGCCGCGCGGCCGCGCCACCAGCUCGUCUCCUCCGAUGGCGACUGUGCCUGUUAACCCUAAGCCAUUCUUAAAUAACUUAACCGGGAAGCCUGUCAUCGUCAAGCUGAAGUGGGGGAUGGAGUACAAAGGAUAUCUUGUUUCAGUGGAUUCAUACAUGAAUCUGCAGCUUGCUAAUACUGAGGAAUACAUCGACGGGCAGUUCUCAGGAAAUUUGGGCGAGAUACUGAUAAGAUGCAACAAUGUUAUGUACCUCCGAGGUGUUCCAGAGGACACAGAGAUCGAAGAUGCAGAGUGAAGGAGUACAUGGACUGUUACUAGGUUGAUGCUUGUUGUGUGAUGCUGAAAAACACCACUGUAGUUUGUCUCCAUCUGCACAAGUGACUGUAUUAGCAAGCAUUGCGCCCAUGUUAACUCAAAUUCUGUAUCCUGAAUGAAUGGAUGAUUGACUGGCAUGUCUUAAAACGGCUGAUUGCUUA